GAGGACAAGGAUGAUGAUUGGGGUUGACUGGAUCAGUAACUUCAGACCGCCUCCGUCUUCGGGAUCAAGUUAAACAACUUCUCUGGGCUGUCCUAUCUAUCAAGGCACGGAAAGCCAGAUGGAGAACUUUGAUCUAAAUGAACCCUGACUUAAGAUCACUCAGAGCACAGCACUGAUGGCUGUACUGUAAAGACUAGUUGCUGAGGAGGAUGCUCAAAAAGACAUGCAUAUCACCUCUGGGGGGUCUGUGACUACUCCUGAGCUUCUGAUGUAAGUGGACCAAGAAAAGCCAUGGGAAAGCCAGUGUUCGUAGUUCCUCUGAUCCUGUUUGCUGUGAUGCUGAUGGGCACUGAGGCCAAAAAUUGUGUGUGCAGUGGGAAAUCAAGGUGCCACUGUAAAGGAGUGAAAGGCAGCAGGGGAGACAAAGGUUUACCAGGAGUUGCAGGUCCCCCAGGGCCAGUGGGCCGUCCAGGAUCAGAUGGUCAUGCUGGGCCUAUGGGACCAAAGGGCAACACUGGGCCUGAUGGACCUGUGGGAUCAAAAGGCAAUCUGGGACACGAAGGUAAAGAAGGAUUUGCUGGGUCUCAUGGUUUACCGGGUAUCCCAGGUUUACAAGGGCCCCCAGGCUCCCCAGGGGCUCCAGGAUGCAAUGGAACUGAUGGAGAUGAUGGACCUCCUGGUAUUUCUGGGGCUCAUGGUAUUAAUGGACAUCCAGGUCUACCAGGUCUGCCUGGACCUAAGGGUGAAUCUUGGGUGACAGCAAAUUCAAUACCAGGGCCACCUGGGCCACCUGGGAAGUUCGGAGAGCUGGGAGUUCGAGGUCUCCUUGGAGAUACUGGACCAUCUGGGGACCCUGGACCAAGGGGCCCUGUUGGAUUUCCUGGCCGUGCAGGGGCUCCAGGAUCUAAGGGUCAAGAGGGUAUAGGUGGUAUCCCAGGACCUCGUGGACCAAAGGGGAUAACAGGACCACCAGGACCACCAGGGCCACCGGGUCGGAUCAGAGAGUUUUUGGUGUCAGACACACAGCAACAGAUUGAGGGUCUAAAAGGAGAUAAAGGAGAUGUUGGACAAAAAGGCUGCAAGGGCGAACCAGGAGACCUUGGUUUUGGCUUUUACACCAAAGGACAAAAGGGAGGCAAAGGACAGCAGGGUCCAGAAGGAACGCCAGGGAAGGAUGGUGACCCUGGACAAUCUGGAUAUAUGGGAAGGUCUGGCCCCAGAGGUGAUCCAGGAUAUCCAGGGACACCAGGAGGGUUGGGUGAAAAGGGAAAUAGAGGUCCACCUGGUCCACCUGGAGAUUUAUUUGGGCCUGUGCAUGAGCCACUCAAAGGAUACCGUGGAGAUCCUGGUCCCACCGGACCACCUGGGCUUCCUGGGCUUCAAGGUGUUGUGGGAUUUCCUGGACCUGAUGGACCUCCAGGCAAUGCAGCUGGGAUGUAUGUGCCAGGCCCUCCAGGUUCCAGUGGCCUUCCAGGUCCAAAAGGGGACCCUGGGGAGCCUGGGGAUAUUCACACCGGACUGCCAGGUCUAGAUGGGGAUCCUGGUGAUCAAGGGCCUCCAGGGGAUCAGGGCCCACCUGGACCUCCGGAAGACAGAACUAACAGGAUUACCAAAGGGCUCCCAGGAUUGAAGGGAAUUAAGGGUAUCCCUGGAGGUAUGGGUUAUGAUGGGACAUUUGGAAUGAAAGGAGAGAAAGGGGAGCCCUGUUAUGAGUGUUUUAGACUAGGACUCCCAGGACCACCGGGUGCCCGUGGUCCACCUGGCACCCCUGGCUACAAUCAAGGACCAGGUGCCAAAGGUGAUAUAGGUUUCCAAGGACCUAGAGGUUUAGUUGGAAGACCGGGUCCUGUUGGAGAAAAAGGAUUUCCAGGCCUUCCAGGACAAAAAGGAGACUCAUAUUCCUACAACACCCCAGCGAUAAAGGGAGAGAUAGGAGACUCAGGACAGCCUGGCAGGACAGGUGCAGAUGGCCCCCCCGGGCUUCCUGGGUUACCAGGUCGUAAAGGCAGUCAAGGUCCUUCAGGGGAUUUGUAUCGCUUCCCUGGUGUGGAGGGAGACCGUGGUUUUCAAGGUGCACCAGGGCCCUUAGGAAGCCCAGGACCAGUUGGCUUCCCUGGGCCAGUGGGAUAUGGGCCUGCUGGACUUCCAGGUAGUAAGGGGGAUAUUGGGGUACCUGGCUUGCCAGGACAGCCUGGACUUCCAGGCCAGAAAGGGGAACCUAGCUACAUCCAGAGCAGAGGACUUCCUGGACCACCUGGAUUUAAAGGUUUGCCUGGUUCACCUGGAAGCCCAGGUUACCAAGGAGUGUCAGGUGCCCCAGGAACAACAGGUUUUCCAGGACAGAAGGGAGAAAGAGGUGAUGUGCCAUCUCCUGGGAGACAGGGGAUCCCAGGACAGAAAGGUGACAAAGGGCAGCCAGGUCAACCAGGUUUUCCAGGUAGGGGCUUGCCUGGUCAGCGAGGUUCACAAGGCCCUCAUGGUCCUCCAGGACAGAAGGGUGAAGGUGGCCCUGGAAACCCUGGCCUCCCAGGCCUCCCAGGGCUUCCAGGAGAAAAUGGAGCUCUGGGGCCUUUAGGAGAUCCUGGGACCCCCGGUCUACCUGGGAACCCAGGGCUAAUUGGCAACGCUGGUUACCCAGGAGAAAAAGGAAGUAAAGGCUCUGUAGGGCCCCCAGGACUACCUGGUAGCAAGGAUUCAUGUAAAGGUUUACCUGGACCAGGGGGACCACCAGGACCAAAUGGUUAUCUAGGACAUCCAGGAUCUAAUGGCUUGCUUGGUGAGAAGGGAAAUCCCGGUUUGCCAGGAUCUGGUCAUCCAGGCCCGACUGGUGAGCCUGGUUCCCCUGGACCAUCAGUGCCGGGUUCACGUGGGCUUCCUGGACAAAAGGGUAUCAAAGGACAAAAAGGCCUGCCUGGUCAACCAGGACUGAGAGGAGACCCUGGACCAGAUGGGUUACGAGGAUAUGGACCAGAAGGAUUACCUGGAAUUGUAGGACCGCCAGGCCAAAUAGGUUCCCCUGGCCCAAAGGGAGCCAGAGGUUCCAUGGGUCCACCAGGCAUGAAUGGAGACCCAGGUCUCAGAGGUCAUCCAGGGGUUGAAUCACCAAUACCAACAUACAUUAUAGGGCCACCGGGAGACCUUGGCAAUUCGGGUUACCGUGGUCUAGCUGGUCCCCCUGGAGAUGCUGGAAGUACUGGACCAAAAGGGCAGACAGGGCUAACGGGUGCACCAGGGGGUCAUGGACAAAAAGGUCCUCCAGGUGAUCCAGGUAUUGAUGGACUAAUGUUCUCAAAAGGAAGUCAAGGACCUGCUGGAGACCCAGGAGACCCAGGAGUCAGAGGGCCUCCAGGCCUAAAAGGGAUAAUAGGAGAUCGAGGAAUCCGCGGAAGGCCAGGUCCAGAUGGUGCACCAGGUCCAACUGGUUACAAAGGCGUUAAUGGCGAACCAAACUACCAUGGAUAUGGAUUGCCCGGACCAGUAGGACAAAAGGGUGAAGCAGGAUCAAGCAAUACUAACAUGAUGAAGGGUCAGAAAGGAGAGCCUGGUUUCAGUGGACUAGUAGGUGUGCCAGGAAGCUUUGGAGCCAGAGGAAACCCAGGACCUGUUGGAGAAAAUGGCUUACCAGGCCAUCAAGGGCCUGAGGGUUCAGAUGGGCCUCCAGGAAGCAAGGGACACCCCGGACCUCAUGGACUGCCAGGUGGCCCAGGUCCACCAGGUGUCCUUGGUUGUCCAGGUCCUAAAGGCGACGAGGGCCGUGGUGGGAUCCCUGGUAUACAAGGGCUGAAAGGGGACACUAUCAUAAUUGGAGGGACACCUGGAAGACGUGGUGACACAGGUCAGCCAGGCCCCCUUGGGAACCCUGGUCCCCCUGGCGUUUCCGUUACAGCAAGUCCUGGACCGACAGGAGACAGAGGACUGACAGGUUUUCGUGGGGUUUCUGGUCCAAGGGGGCUACCAGGAAGAGAUGGGGCAUGUGUUCCUGGGUUAAAAGGAGGCCGUGGCCGUCCUGGCAAUCCUGGUAGACCAGGAUAUCCUGGCUUACGUGGCCCUCCGGGUCCCAGUGUGCCUGGGUUUAAAGGAGACAAAGGGGAAAUAGGUCUUACAGGAAGCCCAGGCUAUAAGGGACUCCCAGGAGAUCCAGGCCCUCAAGGACCACCUGGUGCAAGAGGCAGACCUGGACACCCAGGGCCAAAAGGUGAUUCUGGUCCUCCAGGAAUCCAAGGGCCCCCCGGUGACAAGGGAGACCCUGGAUCCAUCCCAGGCCUGCCUGGUCCACCUGGAACCAAAGGUUUUCCUGGGCGACCUGGCUCCAAAGGUGAAACACUAUUUGGCAAGGUACAAUAUGAACCAGGACUUCCUGGUUCACUUGGUCCCCCUGGAAAUCGAGGAGCCCCAGGUCGCACUGGACCAUCAGGACCUCCAGGCCAUCCAGGCCAGGCAGGCCUCAAAGGAGUGCGCGGUUCAAGCCCACUCGGCCAGCCUGGAUUUACUGGCCACAAAGGAGAUAAAGGAAGUGCAGGACUCCCUGGUCCAGAAGGUAGACCUGGAGACCCAGGGCGCAAGGGUCUUCCAGGGUUGCCAGGUAGAGGAAGAGGUUGUUCAGGUAAUUUCGACAGUUUUGUGAUAGCUAGACACAGUCAGAGUAUCCAUUUGCCUGACUGCCCUCAUGGUUCUACGCUCAUCUACUCUGGUUACUCCCUCCUCUUCAUCAAUGGAAAUGAGAGAGCUCAUGGUCAGGACCUCGGCACCAUGGGAAGCUGUCUCCCUCAUUUCUCCACCAUGCCUUUCCUGUUCUGUGACACAGAAAGUCACUGUCGCUAUGCUUCUCGUAAUGACUACUCAUACUGGUUGUCAACUGACACUCCGAUGCCAACCGACAUGGUCGCUAUCACAGGGGACAAGCUGGCCUCCUACAUUAGCAGGUGCUCAGUGUGUGAAACCACCUCCAAUGUCAUAGCCGUCCAUAGCCAGACACCUCUAAUACCUCAGUGCCCCCAAGGUUGGGAGUCCUUAUGGACUGGAUACUCAUUUGUCAUGCAAUCAGGUACUGGUGCGGAGGGUUCCUCCCAGCCUCUGGUUUCACCUGGCUCAUGUCUGGAAAGUUUCCGCCAGGUACCCUUCAUUGAAUGUCAUGGCAGGGGAACAUGUAACUACUACCCUGAUUCGUAUAGCUACUGGCUGGCGUCCAUCAACCCCAACAACAUGUUCAGUAAACCUGCUCCUAGGACAGUGAAGGGACCUUCUCUGCAAAGUGUCAUCAGCCGUUGUCAGGUCUGUAGGAAACAAUGGCAGCUUGGCUCAUGUGACAGAUGUGGGGACGAUAUUUAAUAUGAGUAAACCUUUUUUCAGUGUCAUUUGAAAUAUGAAAAUACAAUAAAUCUGAGUGGAAACGGUCUUGUUCGUGUAUAGUGUGCAUAUCUGCUUGGUGAACUGGUGUUUGCCAAUCAUCUUUAAUGGCAGUUAUGUAAGCUCUGAUAAUGGUGACAAUUAAAAUUAAUGAAACAUUUAGUGAUCCAUUAUAUCUUAUGGAGGCUGUAGUGUGUCAUCAGAGUGUAAUUAUUCUUGAGCCUCAGCAAAUAAUAGUAGUGAUGAAGGUACUAGUAGCAACAGCAGUACUGUUUCCAAUUCAGUUUUUACAUACAGUCUUUUCUGGAUUGUAAAUGCUUUAACUUUUAUUUAGGGUGUUUUACUUUAAAUACUUCACCCUACAUCCCUUUUUUUUUUUUUUGGCAAUUUUCCUCUGAUGUUAUAUUGUAAAUAACACAGUGAAAUAUGGAAAACAUCUGUGACCUUGACAGACCUACACUAUGAGUACCUUAAUUUACAUAAUGCCAUGUAACACCAUGUAAGAUCACAGGGUCUUCUAGCUUAAGAAACAAAAAACGGACACCAAAUGUCCUGAUUUGUGCACAUGACAACCAGCAUGCUACUGAGAAAUAAUGAACCCAUCUAUACAGCAAUGUCAUUGACAGACAGAAGACUAGUGCAGUCCAGUCAAUGAAUGACGUCAGAAGUAUUAGGGCAAGACAAAUGACAAACAUGUUCCUAUGACAUCUGGAGAGGAAGCUUGUUGUGACUGUGACUUGCUCCUGGUUUGAAAUUGUAACAUCGUGUUUUCACACUGUAAUAUCGAAUCAUUUGUGCCCUACACUCUAAAAGCAUUUCUUUGUAUGUCAGCAUGUUAAUUGGUGCAUGGAAAAGAUUAAACUUUAUGACUCAUG
Messenger RNA from Xiphias gladius (swordfish), 6221 nucleotides. Its product is annotated as collagen alpha-5(IV) chain-like. Lineage: Eukaryota; Metazoa; Chordata; Actinopteri; Istiophoriformes; Xiphiidae. The transcript has 52 exons. Gene Ontology annotation, molecular function: extracellular matrix structural constituent. Gene Ontology annotation, cellular component: collagen trimer. The coding region runs from base 292 to 5328 and encodes 1678 amino acids. The record is from RefSeq and is a predicted model, not a curated record.